AGUCCUGAAGCAGUAUAAGUGAACAGGUACACUAGCAGGGGAUAGCCUAGCUUAGAUACAACACACAAACAUACACACACUGUUAGUCAACAGCCAGCGUGAGAAACCAGCAUGUCAGGGAUUGCAUGUCAUAUUGCCAGUUGUAAGGCUCGAGAGGACGGCCAUGGCACAAACGAACAGGCAGUGAAGUACCUAAAGCAGGACUAUCAAGUGAUCAAGAAGCGGUGUCUUGAGUCUGGAUCUCUCUUCAGCGAUGAUACCUUCCCUGCUCGUCCAGAGUCUCUGGGUUUCAAUGAGCUGGGGCCAUAUUCAGCAAAGACCCGGGGAGUGAAGUGGAUGAGGCCAAAGGAGCUGUGCUCCAAUCCCCAGUUUAUUGUUGGAGGGGCCACAAGGACUGACAUCUGCCAAGGAGCCUUGGGUGACUGCUGGCUCCUGGCAGCCAUUGCCUCUCUGACUCUGCAGGAGGAGAUCCUGGCCCGAGUUGUUCCCAGCGGGCAGAGCUUUCAAGAGGACUACGCUGGAAUCUUUCACUUCCAGUUCUGGCAGUAUGGAGAGUGGGUUGACGUGGUGGUUGAUGACAGGCUGCCCACAAGGGACGGAGAGCUGCUGUUUGUCCACUCAGCCGAGGGGUCAGAGUUUUGGAGCGCCCUGCUGGAGAAGGCUUACGCCAAGGUCAAUGGCUGCUACGAGGCUCUGUCUGGCGGGUCCACCACUGAAGGCUUUGAGGACUUCACCGGUGGCAUUGCGGAGAUGUACGAGCUGAAGAAAGCCCCGCCAACCCUCUUCAAAAUCAUCCAGAAAGCCUUGAAAUCAGGAUCCCUUCUCGGAUGCUCGAUUGAUAUCACCAGUGCAUACGAUUCUGAAGCUGUCACCUCCGAGAAACUGGUGAAGGGCCACGCUUACUCCAUGACUGGAGCCGAAGAGGUCAUCUAUAAAGGACAGACAGAGAGGCUUGUCCGGAUCAGAAAUCCUUGGGGUCAGGUGGAGUGGACAGGAGCCUGGAGCGACAACUCAGGGGAGUGGGACUGUAUUUCACCCGAUGAGAAGCUGAAGCUGGAUAAUAAAGCAGAAGAUGGAGAAUUCUGGAUGUCCUAUAAGGAUUUUGUGAGCCGUUAUUCAAAGCUGGAGAUCUGUAACCUGACCCCUGAUACCCUGAGCAGCGAUGAAGUCCACAAGUGGAGUCUGUCCCAGUUUGAGGGGCAGUGGAGGGUCGGCUCCACCGCUGGGGGGUGCAGGAACAACACUGCCACCUUCUGCUCCAACCCUCAGUUUGCCAUCAAGCUGCUGGAGGUAGACGAUGACCCUCAUGAUAAUGAGGUUGGCUGCACCUUCCUGGUGGGACUGAUGCAGAAGAACUGCAGGAAGGAUAUGAGAUUGGGGCGGGACCUGAACACCAUCGGCUUCGCUGUUUAUGCGGUUCCCGAUGAGUACAAGGGCCGCAGCAACAUCCGCCUGGGUCCUGACGUCCUCUUGAGGCAGCGUGCUGUAGGCAUGAGCGACACCUUCAUUAACCUCAGGGAGCUGUGCACCCGCUUCACCCUCCCGCCCGGCGAGUACGUCAUCAUACCGUCCACCUUCGAACCGCACAAAGUUGGAAACUUCGUCAUGCGGGUCUUUUCUGAGAAGCAGGCUGAAGCAAGUCCCAUGGAUCAUGCUAUUGAGGCACAUGUGCAUGAGCCUGAAGUGGAUGAAAAGGGAAUCGACCCCCAAUUCAGAAAACUGUUUGUACAGAUAUCAGGAAGUGAUUCAGAGGUGUCUGUCUUUGAACUUGUUACAGUUCUGAACAAAGUAAUAGCACAGAGAUCUGACGUCAAGACUGAUGGUUUCAGCGUGGAGACCUGCCGCCACAUAGUCAGCCUGCUCGAUAAAGAUGGAACUGGUAAGCUAGGCCUGGUGGAAUUCGCCAUCCUGUGGGAGAAGAUUAUUAAAUACCUGAAAAUCUUCAAGCAGUUUGAUUCCGAUGGAUCUGGCACCAUGAAUUCCCAUGAGAUGCGAGGAGCUCUGGCAGAAGCAGGUUUCCGUCUAAACAACUCUUUGAUUCAGCUUAUUGUAAGUCGCUAUGCAGAUGACCGCUUUGCCAUCGAUUUUGACAACUUCGUGGCAUGCUUUAUUCGACUGGAAAUGCUGUUCAAAAUGUUUAAGACUGUUGAUCAUAAUGAAAGUGGGACUGUGGAACUCAAUAUUAACCAGUGGCUGUCCCUUGCAAUUUAACUGUGGCUUUUGGAGACGAUCUCUUCUGAGCACCUUGUAGACACUUCUCUCCUUUAUCUUUUUAAACGGGGAGGGGGUGGUAGAGAAUUAUCAUUAACAUGUUUAUUAAGACACAUGUCUUAAAUGUUGUUGAAGCGGACACCCUGGGAUCCUUCAAGAAGCUGCUUGAUGGGAUUCUGGGAUCAAUAAGCUACUAACAACCAAAAGAGCAAGAUGGGCUGAAUGGCCUCCUCUCGUUUGUAAACUUUCUUAUGUUCUUAUUUUUGGUACAUUUAUUUUCAAAGUAAACUUUUAUACUUGCUCAACAAAGGAGAUUCCUUAUUCUUUUCAAUUGGUUAAACUGUACUAUGCUUGUGGAAUUGACCGUUGGUAAGGCUGCUGGUGGCAAGAUUUGUGCUAACAAUAACAUUCAUGUUUUGAUUUGAAGACUGGAAUUCUGCACUCCUUUCUGUUUUUCCUUUUGUUUACUAGAAAUAAAUUUUGAAUGAACAUUUA
Messenger RNA from Acipenser ruthenus (sterlet), 2706 nucleotides. RefSeq names its product calpain-2 catalytic subunit-like. The transcript has 21 exons. Gene Ontology annotation, molecular function: calcium ion binding; calcium-dependent cysteine-type endopeptidase activity. Gene Ontology annotation, cellular component: cytoplasm. The record is from RefSeq and is a predicted model, not a curated record. Gene Ontology annotation, biological process: proteolysis. Bases 112 to 2211 code for a protein of 699 amino acids. NCBI's taxonomy places the organism in Eukaryota, Metazoa, Chordata, Actinopteri, Acipenseriformes, Acipenseridae.